This is a messenger RNA of Thecamonas trahens ATCC 50062, 2808 nucleotides long. Its product is annotated as ABC-type cobalamin. Gene Ontology annotation, molecular function: ABC-type transporter activity; ATP binding; ATP hydrolysis activity. The record is from RefSeq and is a predicted model, not a curated record. Gene Ontology annotation, cellular component: membrane. The transcript is spliced from 4 exons. The coding region runs from base 1 to 2481 and encodes 826 amino acids. NCBI's taxonomy places the organism in Eukaryota, Apusomonadida, Apusomonadidae.
AUGGUCUGGGAUGGCAAGAGCCUGGUCGUCAUCUUUGCCGCCGGCGUCGCCGACAUCCCGCUUCCCCUUGCUGUGAUCAAAGCAAGUGGAUGCUCGGCAGGGUUUGCAGGAGACGGACGAAACGUGUACCGCAUCACCUGCCAGGCGCCACUCGCCGAUUGCGCGCCUGUUGCCGCCGCCAUGACCCCGCCGCUAUGCAACGAGACUCUCUCGCAGUGGCUGGUUGAGACAGCGAGCGGAGCGAGUCUCGUUCUCGAGUGUCCACUUGUCGGCUCUGGAUGCAAACUAGUGCUCGGCAGCAGCAGCGCGCUGGAGAUGUCGUGCCGAUCCGGUGCAUGUGUGCCCGCGAUCCCACCGCCACAGGUUCCGGCAGUGCCGGCGCCCAGCAUUGUCGGCAAGGCCAACGUGGUGAGCGGCGCGGCGCUGGCACUGAUAGGGUACCUUAUUGGCCUUGGUCUGCUCGUUAGCUGCAUCCGCCGGGCGACGACGAUGUAUGUCGAGACCAGCAGCUCAGGCAAGGAUGCAGACAGGACCAGCGAGCGGAUGCCGCUGCUGAGCUCGUCGAUCCAAGAGGUGGAGGGCGAGGAAGCGGCGGACGAUGCACUUGUCCGAUUUCUUUCACUUCCUGUUGUGAUGCGUGCCGCCGGGCGGGCAGGACGGGCGGCGGCGAGAACACCGGGCGAUGGGCCGGUGCUUGCAUUUUCGGGGGUUGGCUUUGCGAUCCGUGGGCGGCCUGUGCUCGACAGCGUGAACGGGACGGUGGGCGCCGGAAGCGUGCUGGGCAUUCUCGGGGCGUCUGGUUCGGGAAAAACGACGCUGCUGUCGUUUCUCUCGGGUCGACCGCUGGACGAACGGUUUGGCGAGGUAUCAGAGUCUGCUGCAGUCGUGCUUGCCGGCGAGAGCGUGCCGUGCGAGAGCGGUGCGCGGUGCGAUGCACUCUCUCACGCCGUGACUGCCGUGCUCGAUGGCAGCGCGCAGCCGGCUCUGCUCACGGUGUACGAGCGCGGCCCGAACGCCGACGAGCUGCAUGAGCUUGUCAUGGCGGUGCUAGAGGUGUUUGCGCUGGGUGAGGUUGCGCAUGUGUAUGCCAACGGGAGUGCGGCGCCGAUGCCGAGCGCGGCGGCGGCCGACGGACGUCCGGCAGUUGUGGGCGCUGACCGGUGCUCGUUGGCGUGCGGACCGGCCUCGGCGCUGUCGGGUGGGGAGCGAAAGCGGCUGGCACUGGCGUUGGGGGUGCUGCGGGUGGUGGCGCGGCCGGAAGCGGCGCGUGUGUUUCUCUGCGAUGAGCCGACGUCUGGGCUGGACUCUGCGCUGGCGCUGCAGGUGGCGCGGGUGUUGCGCGGGCUGGCGCGUGUGCUCCAGCUCGCGGUUGUUGUCACACUCCAUCAGCCGUCGCAGCGGCUACUUGCGGCCGGCAUCGACUCGCUCCUGGUACUGACCGAAGCCGGGAGGGCGGUGGUGAGCGGCACGCUGAGCGCAUGCCUGGCGGCGUACCGCGCAGCCGGGUGCGACGCCGGCGACGAGUGCGCCGAGCCGGGCGACUUUUUGAUUCGCAAGUGCCGUCAGCGACGCCUGCCAUCGCGCGGUGGUGUCGGCGGGACCGUGGCGCGGGCUGGACGUGCGGGCGACGCGGGGCUGGCGGUCUUUGGCCUCGAGCUUGGGGUGGCGCUGCAGCGGCAGGCACUGUUCUGGCUGCGGUCGCCGUGGAUGCUCACCAUGCAGCUGGGGGUUACGCUGGGAGCGUGUGGCCUCCUCAGCGGUAUCUUUUACGCCAUGCCGCUCGAUCUUGUCGGCGCGCAGAACCGGUGCGGCUUGCUGUUCUUUGUGCUCGCGCUCAACGCGCUCACCUCGCUCGGGGCCAUCCGGACCUUUUCGCGCGAGCUCGCCCUCGUGCUGUACGAGCGGCGCGGGGCGUGGUUCCGGUAUCCAAGCGUGAGCUACUGCGCCAAGGUGAUGCUUGACGUGGUGCUACCAGGCCUCCUGCAUCCGCUCCUCUACGGGCUGUGCGUGUACCCGUGGGUGGGACUGGAGCCGACAGUAGGCUCGCUGGCAAGAUUUGUGGGCUUGCUUGUGGGCUUCAACUGGAUGAACGGGGCGCUUGCGCUGGUCCUGGGUAUGUUGCUGGUCUCGUCACCGGCAGCGGCCAACCUUGUGGUCCUUGUGGUUUCGCUGUUCUCGAUGCUCUUUUCGGGCUUUCUAGUCUCGAGCGCCAGCCUCGCAACCGGGUUCGAGCCGGUGGCGGCGCUCUCGAGCUACAAGUACGCACUCGAGGCGCUGCUGGUCAACGAGCUCGGCCAGCGAGAGAUCGACUACAACCCGGUGGGGUUUCCGGGCAAGGUUCGUUCGGGCGAGGUCAUUCUCGCCGAGUUGGGCAUGAAGAACUCGCAGAGCCAGAUCCGCAACGACACCGCGGUGCUGUUUGCAAUGGCAGCGACACUGGCCGUGAUCGGAUACGCGGUGUUUCGGUUGCGGCUGCGGUGAGGGCGCUAGCGGUCGGCGGGCGUGGCACCACGGGCACCGGAUGGGUUUUUCGGCUGGACCGGCGAAGCCGGAGCGACGACGACGCGGCGCGAAGGAAUACCAGGGCCGCCUCCCGGAGCAGAGAGCACAAUCUUGCGCUGGAGGUCGGCGUCGGGUGCGGGGGCCGGGAGUGGCUGGGAGAGGCGGGCGGCCGAGGUGGCCUGGGCGAGGACAAGCUCGGAGCGAGUGAGCUUCUUGCCACGGGCGGCACGGCGCGAGGCGCGGAGGACGCGGCGGCGUGGAGCUUCGGGCACGACGGGCGGCUGGGUAAAGAGCGCGUGGCGGGCG